Bombina bombina (fire-bellied toad) is the source of this 932-nucleotide messenger RNA. RefSeq names its product indolethylamine N-methyltransferase. Bases 14 to 814 code for a protein of 266 amino acids. NCBI's taxonomy places the organism in Eukaryota, Metazoa, Chordata, Amphibia, Anura, Bombinatoridae. Gene Ontology annotation, molecular function: N-methyltransferase activity. The transcript is spliced from 3 exons. The record is from RefSeq and is a predicted model, not a curated record. Gene Ontology annotation, cellular component: cytosol.
UCUCUUCUGCACAAUGGCUGCUGGCUUCACUGGUACCCAGGUCUAUCAGAGUGACUUUGACCCUAAGAUCUAUUUAGAUACAUAUUAUGGGGCUGUAACAGGAGUUUUCAUUAAAGAUGGCUACCUAGAUUUCAUUUUGAGAAAACUGCACAAAGCGUUUACUACUGGUGGUGUUAAAGGACAGUUACUGAUUGAUAUUGGCCCUGGACCUGCCAUAUACCAGGAGCUCUCAGCCUGUGAGGUCUUUAAAGAGAUCACUGCAGCAGAUUUUACAGACCGUAACAGAGAGUACUUGGAGAAAUGGAGGAGAAAUGAACCUGGACUUUUUGACUGGACACCGGCACUAAAAUUUGUUUGUGAUUUGGAAGGUCAAAGCGGAAAAUUGAAGGAGAAGGAGGCGAAGCUACGGAAGACGCUUAAGAGAGUCGUGCAAUGUGACGUGACUAAGAGCAAUCCCUUGGAUCCGCUGGUGCUGCCGAAGGCUGACUGUGUUCUCACGGUGGGGUGCCUGGAAUGCGCAUGUAAAGAUGAGCAGGCAUAUAGAAAUGUCAUUAAAAACCUCUCAUCUCUUGUAAAAGUGGGAGGGCAUCUGAUUAUAGGCAGCAUAUUAGGUAGCACUAUAUUCAGAUGUGGAUCCAAACAGUUCUCACUGAUCAAUUUAAGUGAGGAUUUCCUUAAGAGGGUCAUGACUGAGACAGGAUUUGCUAUUGAAGAUCUAGAAGUUCUUCCCCGCGAAUAUGAUAAAGCCAUGUAUGAUAUCUGCAAUCACACUUCUGGUAUUUUUAUCCUUGCACGCAAAAUCAAAGAUGUAUAAUAGUCCCCAACAAGAUAUCACUGUAAACCAUAACACUUAAAGGGACAGUAAAAAAUAGGAGAUUGUAUUGUAAUCAAAAUGCCCUUAUAAUUCAUAUGAGUAAAUAUAACAUCAUUUA